Molecule: messenger RNA, 1147 nt
Organism: Cyprinodon variegatus (sheepshead minnow)
Lineage: Eukaryota; Metazoa; Chordata; Actinopteri; Cyprinodontiformes; Cyprinodontidae
Product: paralemmin-2-like
Exons: 2
Coding region: 223-792 (189 amino acids)
Source: RefSeq, a predicted model, not a curated record
UCCAGGAUCUUUGUCUAAGAAAAUGUUUGAAGUCUGCUGAGUGGACGGUCAGAAAGAAGCUCACAGCCCGGCUAGGAUCAUCCCUGACCACAGAGGGGUUCGGCUCUGAAAGCGUCAGGUUAACCAGGUAAAAUAAAAGAAGCGAGUGGACAUCACUACCAGCACCUCCCUCUCUCCUCCACCAGGGAUCAGCAUUGUGUUAAUCUGACGUGACUGCAACAAAUGGGUUUUAAAAUGUACCCCAAGAAUGGCCAUGCUAUGGAGAACAAUCCUCACACACGAAGCCGUGAUGAGUCAACAUUCAAGAUUUCAUCUGCUCCAGAUUUCAUUCCAAAAACUGAAAAGGAGCUAAAACUGAGCACAAAAGAAGAAAGAUUUUACAAAAACUCUGCACUGAUCUUAGAUUCAAGUAGUCAAGUGUACUCAGGGCUGGACGACAAUUCAACAGAGCCACACGAGUCCCUGACAGAGUCCUCCAAUGUUACCUUUGUUGACAGCUACACUCUGGAGGAGUCUGUGGAUAAUCACAGUCUGAAUGAAGUUGGGAUGAUUUACCUCAAGGAGUUUGUGUUGAUAGAUGACGAUGAAGAUGGGGACAUGUCGCUGAGAGAGAAAACAGUCACAGACUUCUCAGUCAGGGAUGGGAAAGCUGCAGACCUAGUGUGUGGAAGGCUCCUGUCCACAUCCACUGGCUUUGACUGCAAGGAUGAAUCUUCAUUUCAUGGUCCCACUUCACCUGAGGAGGUCAGGGCAGAGCACAAAAAGAACUGCUGUUUCUGCACCCUGCUGUGACUGUUGUAAAACCUAGACUAACUUCUUUAUAGCCAGAACAAUUGUUUUUAAAGUAUUCAUUCUUGUUGAACUGUUAUAACUGAUAUUAAUAUUGAUUUUCAUUACUACUAAUGGAUUUAGCCUAGGUUUGAUUGUAUGCAACGGAUAAGAUAUUAUACAUAUACAUCCAAGCAUACAUACUUGCACCAAUGUUGUUGCUGAUAAUAUAUGGAGUUUCCCUAAAUACAAAAACAAAGAAUCUAGGUAUUUCAAUUGCAAUUUAUUUAAUUGAACAACAAUAAGUUAUUUUGAAGUGGAGGUGCAAUCUUGUUUGAUUGAUCUGCAUUUAUAAUGGAUGGUCUGAGACUUUUUUUGG